Molecule: messenger RNA, 1061 nt
Organism: Hevea brasiliensis (rubber tree)
Lineage: Eukaryota; Viridiplantae; Streptophyta; Magnoliopsida; Malpighiales; Euphorbiaceae
Product: probable caffeoyl-CoA O-methyltransferase At4g26220
Exons: 6
Coding region: 36-752 (238 amino acids)
Molecular function (GO): S-adenosylmethionine-dependent methyltransferase activity; O-methyltransferase activity
Source: RefSeq, a predicted model, not a curated record
UCUUUUGCAAAAUUUCAGAGAUUUCCUCAACUGCAAUGGGAAGCAUCAAAAACGAAAUAAUCAAGCCUCAUGCAGUGUUGUUGCAGAGCCAGGAGUUAUACAAGUACAUACUGGACACAAGCGUGUACCCACGAGAACCCACUCCCCUCAAGGAGCUGAGGGAUGCUAGUGCAAGCCACCCCAAGUUCUUCUAUGCUACAGCACCAGAUGCUGGUCAGUUAUUGGCUUUGCUUUUAAAAAUGGCGAAUGCAAAACAGACAAUUGAAAUUGGAGUUUUCACCGGAUACUCUCUUCUCCUUGCAGCCCUCACAAUUCCUGAAGAUGGAAUGAUUACAGCCAUAGAUAUCGACCGGAAAGCGUACGAGAUGGGCUUGCCUAUCAUAAAGAAGGCUGGUGUUGAACACAAAAUCAACUUCGUUGAAUCUCCGGCUUUACCAGUUUUAGAUAAACUCUUAGAAGACAAAGACAAGGAAGGGAGCUUUGACUUUGCAUUUGUGGAUGCUGACAAAGAAAAUUACCACAAUUACCAUGAGAAGCUAAUGAAACUGAUAAAAGUUGGCGGGAUUGUUGUUUACGAUAACACUCUCUGGGGUGGAACUGUUGCUUUGCCUGAAAAGGAUGUUCCAGAGGCCAAAAGAGAUAUAAGGAAACAUGCUUUGGAAUUCAAUCACAAGAUUUCAGCUGAUCCUCGCGUUGAAAUCUGUCUUGCUCCGCUUGGCGAUGGAGUCACCAUUUGCAGACGCAUUUGCUGAUCAAAUGUAGAUCAUAUGAUUCUAAUAAGUAUUAAUUAACUAAUACAUGCAUAUUAAGGAAAAUGAAUGGAAAUUCUUGCCUAAAUUCUGUCUAGACCCAAAUACAAAUGUAUGGAACUUACUAUACAUUUUGUAUAUUGGAUUUAUAAUAGAUUGAAUUUAAGCAAAAAAAUCCAAAAAUUAAAUAAUGGGAUUUGCUUGUGUGUGUGUAAUUUUCUUUGUUCUGGCUGAAUUCGUAAUGGAUUUAUAUAAUAAAUGAAUUACAAGAUGGUGAUUAUUUGAUGAUGAACAUCUUAAUUGCCCUUGAAA